AUGCAGCCGUCGGCCGCCGCGACGGCCCCGCCCGCGCAGAUCGAUGACGUAGAAGCGGUGGGGAAGAAAGGAGCUACAAUGAAGGUGCGAGCUGGAUUCUACCGCAAACUCCUCCUUCCCAAGGGCAAGCCUACGCUUCUAACCCCAGAAGUUCUCAAGUAA
Messenger RNA from Miscanthus lutarioriparius, 162 nucleotides. NCBI's taxonomy places the organism in Eukaryota, Viridiplantae, Streptophyta, Magnoliopsida, Poales, Poaceae. The record is from the annotation of a GenBank genome assembly.